AUGGUAAGCUAUAUUGAUGAACAGAACGUAAAAGAGAAAGUACAUAAAAAGUUACUAAAUAAACAGGGAUGUAUAGAAUUAAAGGAAAUAGAUGAGUUAUUUAAUAUAAUAACAGAAAUUAAUAAAGAAAGAAAAAUAUUCACAGACCUACCCGACCCAAUAAGCAAUUUAGCAUAUAAUAUACUGUAUAUACAAAUAGCGUAUAGAAUUAUAUUUAAGGAGUAUAAUGAAGAUUAUGUUAUAUCAGAAAUAAAAGGGUCUAUUAAACAUAUAGACAUAGUCAUGGAUAUAAUCAUAAAAUCAGCAGAAGAACUACAGGAUGCUAAUAAACAAGCAUAUUAUGAAUUAAUGGGAAAUAAUCAUAUAAUUAUGGCAGAAGUAUAUAAAGUCAGAAGUACUUUCUAUGUGUAUUCUAUUGAUAUACUCUGUGAAAGUAUAGAUAUACCAGAAAUAGAUGCUAGAAUGACUUCAGAUGAUGUGAUGAUUAAACUGUGUGAAUUAACUGAAUCAGGAGAGUGUUCUAGGUUACAGAGAGCAUUAGAUAUACUAAUGAAACACGGUAAUAACCUAACCAUAGCAGAUAAAAUAAUAGACCAAUCAAAUGCACAUGAAUUAGGCAUAAGUAAUGAUGAUAUUAAUUCAUUACACCUACUUACAAAACUACAUAAGUGGACUAAUAGUGAUUUUAACAUGUUUAUAGGCCAGUCCGUAUAUAAAUCAAUUUAUAAUGAAAUUGAUAAUCCAGAAUAUGAUGAUACUUUAUAUAUUAAAUCCCUUUAUAAUUUAUAUGUCAUGGUGUUUAAUAUGUCUGUACUUAAAAAUAUAACAGAUACUGAAUCGUAUAUAAAUGAGAAUGUGAAUGACAUUAAAGAAUUAAUAAAUGAACUAAAGCAUAAGAAAAGAAUGAGAAUUUGUCAUGAAAUUACAGAAUCAAAAGUAUUCAAUGAUAUAAUGGAAUACAGUACGUAUAUAAAAAUUAGACACUUUAAUAUUGACAGUUUUAAAAAUAACGUAAUUAAUAAUUAUUUAAAAUAUGCAGAAUCUAUUAUUUCAUGUAUUAUAAGUAUGCCCAUGCAUACAGAAAAUAUAGAAUUAUCAGGCGGUAAUAAUGAAAUAGUUUAUAUCAAUGAACCAGAAACCACAGAAGUACAAAGUACAGAUUAUUCUAAUACAGAAGUAGCUAGUGCACUUUCUCCAUUAUUAAUUUCAUCUAAUACACUAACUGUUAAUAAUCCUUUAUAUUAUAAUGCGCAAAGAGAUAAUGAACCAGAAGAAAUAAUAGUUAAUGAAAAUACAGGAAAUGCUAAUUCUUGUUUAUCUCUUAGUACAGAAUCAACUAAUACUUUCUGGAAUAGUAAAAAUAUAGCAAUUAUAGCAAUAUGUAUACUUAUUUCUAUAAUUAUUCUUAGUAUAUAUUUAUUAUACCCGAAUGAAUCGAAACAAGUUUGA
Messenger RNA from Nematocida parisii ERTm1, 1449 nucleotides. RefSeq lists its product as uncharacterized. NCBI's taxonomy places the organism in Eukaryota, Fungi, Microsporidia. Bases 1 to 1449 code for a protein of 482 amino acids. The transcript has a single exon. The record is from RefSeq and is a predicted model, not a curated record.